Messenger RNA from Ochlerotatus camptorhynchus, 1069 nucleotides. RefSeq lists its product as uncharacterized. Lineage: Eukaryota; Metazoa; Arthropoda; Insecta; Diptera; Culicidae. The record is from RefSeq and is a predicted model, not a curated record. Bases 96 to 971 code for a protein of 291 amino acids. The transcript is spliced from 3 exons.
UGAUUGAAUUUUGUUCUAAAAAAAAAUAGUCGGAAAAUAGUCGAUACAUCUAUUGCAUUAAAUUAAAAUUACAUUGAAAAUCAGUUCUGUCAGAGAUGCGGAACUGUUAUGUCCCAAAGUGCGAUUAUAAAAAUAAAUACAACCCGAAACGAGCGAUGUUUAAUGUCCCCAUUAAGAAUCCUCCUCUUUUUCGGAAAUGGCAAAAUAUCCUCCCGGUGCAUCAUCGUCCAUUGAAGGAGUUCGAUCGGAUUUGUGAACAACACUUUCGAGAGGAAGACAUCCUUCGAUACUGGGAGCACACUAUCAACGGAACAGUGGAACGAAUGGCGCGUCACAAACCCUUAUUGAAACCAAAUGCCAUCCCAGUGUUCGUGGAAGUAGAUCAUGACGAAAUAACAGAUAAAAACACCACAUCCACUUUGCCCAAACGGAAAUAUCGUAAGAAAAGUGAAAGCCAGUCCAGGGCAAAGACUAUGCGACAAGAUAUUGAAGUGCAAAAUGUUGAUGAAUUAGUUCUGGAAGGAAGCAGUAUCAACCAAUCGACAUUGGAAUCAGACGCCGACCCAAUACACUUAUCUAUACAGGAUGUAAGUGAAGUAGUUGAUGGUCAGGCCGUUGAACAUAACAUUGUUAUCGAAAUGACUCAUCUGAUGCAUCCGGAAUUUGAAACCUUAUUCGAUGAGGUGUACGAGGUGGAAUUACCUUCGACUCUCUGGGGAAUUCAUCGAGACCUUGAGAAAACAUUUAUUUGCUUUUCGGAAUUCAGCAAGGAUACCAUGACGGUUCGAAAGUACCUUUUCAUUGACCGAUUCUUGCAAUACCGGAUGGCCGUUGGCCAGCGUGUUAUGAAACGAGGAACCCUCCCGAAUGGUUCCACUGAAUCCAUCAGUGAAUUAUUGACCAAGUUGGAUGAAGUUAAAAUAAGGAAAGUGAUCAUCAAAGGUAGCUCUUCGGUGUUUCCUGAAUCUUGAAGCUGUAAAAUGUAAGUUAUAAGUCUUGAUUUACUGAUCGUAGUUUUAAAAACUUUUAAUACUUUUAUUUGUUCCGAAAGCAUGUACAAAACGUAUUC